UCAAUGAGCUUAUUCGCUGGCCUGCUUAGCAACUACCUGGCCUAGAAGGAGCACCACGGAGGGAGGAUGGCUCCUGAGAUCUGGAGCCCCCAAGGCAAAAGUCAACAUGUGUACGUGCCUGUUUGGUCUCCAAGAUACAACAGAGCUUCGGGCACUCAUCAUUCCAGUAUUUUACCUCCGAGGGGACAUAGAAUUAAGGCCCAAGCAGCAGGUUGGGCCCGGAAAGCGAGGGAGCAUAGACAGGAUUGUGAGGUCUCGUCUCCUAGACUUGAGCCCCCAAGUUCCGGCGCCAGAAGGUGGAGAACGAAUACAGGACUCAGAUGGAGAAAGCACUGGACUGGAGAGAGAAUCCUCGGCGAGUGAGAGUGUGCACGGCUCUUCCCGUAUAGAGUUAAGUUCCCAGCACCCAUGUCAGGUGGCUCACACUGUUGCCGUUAACUAGAGGGGCCAUCACCUCUGCUCUUUGGGGACUUGCACACAAGCGCACAUACACAGACGUAAAAAUAAAAUAAAACUAAAAAGUACUGCCAGACCUGAUAAUUAAUGUCUAUAAUUUCAGCAUCUGGGAGACUGAGGCAGGAAACUCCCAACGAGGUUCAGUGCCGCCCUGAGCUACAUAGUGAAUUCCAGAACAACCUUCCACAUUCCAUUGAGAGAGAACUUGCAAGGCGAGCUAAGACAACUCACGCCACGGAUGGCCACACUUUCCUGCCUUCAUACUCAGAGGACCUAUUGUCUAAGUGGCUCCUCCGCACACUUCCCAGACAUUCGAUUAUUUAAUCUUUGCCCUUUUUUGGAAGCUAAGAUUCUUAUUUACAGAGCUCAGUUCAUGGAACAGAAAGCCCAGGGGCCACCCUCUCCGCCAGCGAUGGAGAACGGCACACAGCCCUGCGAAGAGCGCCCACCCGCGGCCCCGGAGGCGACUAUCACCGAGGGCGCCGCCAAGAUCGUCUUCCCCAACGCCAACGAGGUUUUCUACAACCCAGUGCAGGAGUUCAACCGGGAUUUGACAUGUGCUGUGAUCACUGAGUUUGCUCGAAUUCAUCUUGGGGCCAAGGGAAUCCAGAUCAAGGUGCCAGGAGAGAAGGACUUGCAGAAAGUGUCUGUGACCUUGUCCGAGCAAGAGGAGGUAAAGGCUGAACAGGAAGAGAAGGAAACCCUGGCCUCAGGAGAGCAACCUCGGACAGCUGCCGUCGGUGAGAUCUGUGAGGAAGGUCUACGAGUGCUGGAAGGCCUGGCAGCCUCCGGUCUGCGCUCCAUCCGGUUUGCCCUAGAGGUUCCUGGCCUCCAGUCUGUCAUUGCCAAUGAUGCCUCUGCCCGGGCUGUAGAGCUCAUGGACCGAAACGUGCGCCUCAACGGUGUGGCACAUCUUGUCCAGCCCAACCAGGCAGACGCCCGGAUGCUAAUGUACCAACACCAAAAGGCGUCUGAGCGUUUUGAUGUCAUUGACCUGGACCCCUACGGCAGUCCUGCCCCCUUCCUGGAUGCAGCAGUGCAAGCCGUGAAUGAUGGAGGUCUUCUGUGUGUCACUUGCACGGACAUGGCAGUAUUGGCAGGGAACAGCGGAGAGACGUGCUAUAGCAAGUAUGGAGCCAUGGCCAUCAAGAGCCGGGCCUGCCAUGAAAUGGCCCUGAGAAUUGUGCUGCAUAGCCUGGACCUGCAUGCCAACUGCUACCAGCGCUUCGUGGUGCCACUGCUCAGCAUCAGUGCCGAUUUCUAUGUCCGGGUUUUUGUGCGCGUUUUCACAGGCCAGGCCAAGGUUAAGGCCUCAGCCAGCAAGCAGGCCCUGGUGUUCCAGUGUGUGGGUUGUGGAGCCUUCUACCUGCAGCGUCUUGGCAAAGCAUCAGGAGACCCUGGUGGCAGGGUCAAGUUCUCUGCAGCCUGUGGUCCUCCAGUGACCCCCGAGUGUGAACACUGCGGACAGCGACACCAGCUUGGAGGCCCCAUGUGGGCAGAUCCCAUCCAUGACCUGGACUUUGUUGGCCGAGUUCUUGAAGCAGUGACCACUAAUCCUGGCCGCUUCCACACCUCCAAGCGGAUCCAAGGUGUCCUGAGUGUUGUUACUGAGGAACUUCCCGACGUCCCUCUCUACUACACACUGGACCACCUGAGCAGCACCAUCCACUGUAACACACCCAGCCUCCUGCAGCUUCGGUCAGCUCUCCUCCACGCUGGCUUCCGAGUCUCUCUCUCCCACGCUUGUAAGAAUGCAGUGAAGACAGACGCUCCCCCACAAGCUCUCUGGGACAUCAUGCGUUGCUGGGAGAAGGAGUGUCCAGUAAAACGGGAACGGCUGUCAGAAAGCAGCCCAGCAUUCCGGAUUCUGGCUGUGGAGCCCAGGCUAAAGGCCAACUUCAACAUCCGGGAAGAUGCCAACCCCAGCUCCCGCCAGCAAGGACUCAAGCGCUUCCAGGCCAAUCCAGAAGCCAACUGGGGCCCCCGGCCCCGUGCCCGGCCAGGGGCAGCAAGUAAAGAUCUGGAGGAGAAACGGAGGCUGCUACAAAAUAAGCGGAAGGAGCCAGCCGAGGACCCAGCCCAGAGGGCAGCCCGCCUCAAGACGUUUCCCUGCAAACGAUUCAAGGAGGGUACCUGUCAGCGAGGGGACCAGUGCUGUUACUCACACAGCCCUGCAGCGCCUGUGGUCUCUGCUGGUGCUCUCCUCACAGGCUGUCCAGAGACCACCACCAAGAUCUCCCCUGGACCAGAGGCUGCUUCUGGGGGCACUGGGGGACCAGGUGUGGACUGAGACAGUAAAGAGAUGUCACUUCUGCUGGUUGUCAUUCUGAAUGGGGAGGUUGUCUGCCUGAGGGACCCUUCCUGUCUGGGUCCUUGUUCCUGCCUGACUGCAGCUUUAAGUCUGACCUGGAAACUGAUCUGGCUGUUCAGGAGAGCAGUUCAUCAGGUGGCCACAGGGCGGCAGCUGCAAGCAUGCUCGCCCUUUGCCCAGGCAGCUGCAAGCAUGCUCGCCUGUCACCCGUCACCCUGCGCUGCCUCCCCUCUGACUGUCCAGGCAUUUCCCCCAGCACCCCACUAGUCCCCCUGAAGUCUCUUAUUGCCUGGUGUCUUGGGCCUCGCUCUCUCCAGUUGGUGUGGCGGAAGCCAGACCGGAAGCAGGCACUCUGUGCAUCCGCUCCCAGACCAGGUGCUUCCUGCCCUGCCUGCUCUCAAUAGGGAUGUGACUGCUGAGAACACAGGCAGGGCAGGCGGCUGCCCAGACACCCAGUGAAGAGACUCUGUCCCCUUCCUCUGGAGUAGAGGGUUAGUAAUGCUAAGAGGAGGGCAGGGGCAUAAGCACACUUCACCAGCCGCUACGAAGUGAGGCAGUGGGCUGGCGACUUGAGCACUUUAACAAGGCUGGAUGGCCACUGAGCACUCCCUGGGUGUGCCUACAAUUCACCAAACACACGGGGCAGGCCUAUUAUACUACAUAGAGCUCAGCUC
Molecule: messenger RNA, 3441 nt
Organism: Chionomys nivalis (European snow vole)
Lineage: Eukaryota; Metazoa; Chordata; Mammalia; Rodentia; Cricetidae
Gene: Trmt1
Product: tRNA methyltransferase 1
Exons: 18
Coding region: 695-2746 (683 amino acids)
Biological process (GO): tRNA N2-guanine methylation
Cellular component (GO): nucleus
Molecular function (GO): RNA binding; metal ion binding
Source: RefSeq, a predicted model, not a curated record